CUAAAUCGAAUUAACAACAGCUAUAAUAAAAUUCCUUGUUGUACCAGGUUCCCGAGUCUUGACGAGGUUUAGAUUCAAAGUAACAUCCUGAUCUUUGUCUAAAUCCAAAACUCUUCUGCUAAAUUUAUAUUAUCACUAAAGAUCUCUUCAUCUUCCCCGAAACUGUAAUUUUUCAUCAUUGAUGGUUUCAAAUUGAAGCCAGAGAGAUUAAAUGGCGUGGUUAGGGAAAUUCUCUUCAGGAGGUUUCCCGGAUCUAGCUGGGGCAGUCAAUAAACUAAGCGAAAGUGUUAAGAAUAUCGAAAAGAAUUUCGAUAGUGCACUUGGUUUAGAAGAGAAGUCGUCAUCUGAAUCAGGAGGAAGUGCAGGAGCAGGAGAAGCCUCGGGGUUAUGGCCGUCUGGGUAUGACAGGAAAGCAUUAUUUGAGCCCAUGAUGGCCUUCAUGGGGCAAAAAGGUGAAGAAGAAGAAGAAGAAGAAGGGGAUGAGGAUAAGGAUGAUGAGUCGGAAAAAGCUGAACCUUCAGGGGUUUCUUCUGAGGAAGAACUGAAAAGAACAAAUGAUGUAGCGGAGUCUGUCUCGGAACAAAGUGUGUCUGUUGAUAAAGAUGAUUCUAAUGAAGCAUCUCAAAAUAAGGAGGAAAGGGAGCAUAUACCCGUAGAAGAAAGCACUCCUAGUGAAGAUGUUGAUCAGCCUGAUACAGAUAAACCCGAGGCUGAUUCAGAACCUAAGAUGGUUGAAAAAGUUGACUUGUCUGAGGAUUCCCAUUCACAGAUGGAGCAUUUAGAAGUAGGAACCAGUGAAGUACCACAAUUAGUUGAAUCCUCACCAAAAGUGGGCGAUGUGGAACAAGUGGAGAGUUCUGUUGUUGGUGGUGUGCCAGAUGAAACACGUUCUGUGACGGAUGUAGAAGAACAGAAGGUAAAUCCAGAAAGCACUGCUGAGGAAGGUUCUUAUGUGCAAGUUGAGGAAGUUGAUCAUCAACAAUCAGAAAAUGUGAAUGCUGCCCCAGGUUCAGAUUCUACUAAUGUUAUAAGUUCUGAAAGUACCAGCGAUUCGGGGCAAGAUCCGUUGCCAAAUGUACCAGACACAGACAGGGAACAUGAUAUGGUUGCUGUAUCGGUACCUCAUGAAGUUGUAUCAAAUACCGACUCUAUUGAUGUAAAGGGUCGAGAGGUUGAUCUGAAUACCAGCAUUAUUGAAGCACACAUGCAAGCCAAUGUCACGGAGGCUGAUAACAAAGAUCAACGAUUAAGCACAGUUUCCAAUGUGUCUGACCUUGUAGAUGCUGCGCUUGAAAUUGAGACAUUGAAGACAGAACUAAAAAUGAUGGAAGCUGCAUUGCUAGGGGCCGCUAGACAGUCACAGGCAAAAGCUGAUGAAAUUGCAAGAUUGAUGAACGAUAAUGAGCAUCUAAAGGCUCUUACAGAGGAUCUGAAGAGAAGAUCAAGUGAAGCAGAAACUGAGGCACUUAGAGAGGAAUACCAUCAACGAGUGGCAACUCUUGAAAGGAAGGUCUAUGCUCUUACCAGGGAAAGAGAUACAUUAAGGAGAGAACAAAAUAAAAAAAGUGAUGCCGCUGCUCUUUUGAAAGAAAAAGAUGAGAUCAUCACUCAAGUUAUGGCUGAAGGUGAGGAGCUUUCCAAAAAGCAAGCUGCUCAGGAAUCAACCAUCAGGAAAUUAAGGGCACAGAUCCGAGAGUUUGAAGAAGAGAAGAAAGGGCUAGUUACGAAGCUUCAGGGAGAAGAGCACAAAGUGGAGAGUAUUAAAAAAGACAAGGCAGUGACGGAAAAGUAUCUGCAAGAAAUCAUAGAGAAACAUCAAUCUGAACUUGCAGCUCAAAAAGAAUUUUACACUAAUGCUUUAAAUGCUGCCAAGGAGGCUGAAGCAUUAGCAGAGGCUAGAGCGAACAGAGAAGCUAGGUCUGAACUUGAGAGUCGUCUGAGAGAAUCAGAGGAGCGUCAAAGUACAUUGAUUCAAACACUUGAAGAAUUGAGGCAAACUCUAAGCAGAACGGAACAACAGGCAGCAUUUAAAGAAGACAUGUUCCGUAAAGACAUUGACGAUCUUCAAAAGCGAUAUCAAGCAAGUGAGCGUCGAUGCGAGGAGCUGGUUACGCAAGUUCCUGAGUCUACGAGGCCACUUUUGAGGCAGAUAGAAGCUAUGCAGGAGACAACUGCGAGAAGGGCAGAAGCUUGGGCUGGUGUGGAGCGAUCCCUUAACUCUCGACUCCAGGAGGCAGAGGCCAAAGCAGCAGCAGCCGAGGAAAAUGAGAGAGCCAUGAAUGAACGCCUUUCUCAAACCAUAUCUCGAAUGGCUGUUCUUGAAGCGCAGAUCUCAUGUCUUAGAGCCGAGCAAACACAGUUAAGUCGAUCUCUUGAAAAGGAGAGACAAAGAGCAUCUGAAAAUCGCCAGGAAUAUCUGGCAGCACAAGAGUCAGUUGCCACCUAUGAAGUUCGUGUCAAUCAACUUGAAGAAAAAAUCAAGGAGCACAAGAAGAAACACAGACAAGAACUGAUGGAUCUAAUGUCAGACAAGGAACUAUUGCAGCAGGAAUUAGAACGGGAGAAGACAGCUAGAUCAGAUUUGGAAAGGAAGUCUCGUCUUCAAUCUUCUGUACCUGAUCAAUCUCCUACAAACAAAAACAUUAAUACCUAUCUUGAAAAUGGAGGCAACUCCAUGCGAAAGCUUUCAAGUGCUGGAAGCCUUGGCAGCAUGGAGGAAAGUUUUUUCCUUCAAGCAUCUCUUGAUUCAUCUGACAGCUUCUCUGAGAAGAGGCUUAGUGAGGCAACCAUGACUCCAUACUACUUGAGAAGCAUGACCCCAAGUGCUUUUGAAUCUACCCUCCGCCAGAAAGAUGGCGAGCUUGCUUCAUACAUGUCCCGUUUGGCAUCCUUGGAAUCUAUUCGCGACUCUCUUGCUGAGGAGUUGGUCAAAAUGACAGCAGAGGUUGAAAAAUUGAAAUCAGAGGCGGCUAUUCUGCCUGGAUUAAGAACAGAGCUUGAAGCCCUACGACGAAGGCACUCUGCAGCACUUGAGCUAAUGGGUGAGCGCGAUGAAGAGCUGGAAGAACUUCGUGCUGAUAUCAUGGAUGUGAAAGAGAUGUAUCGAGAACAAGUAAACUUGCUCGUAAAUAAGAUUCAAAUAUUGAGUUCUUCUGUUGGUGCCGCUUGAGCCUUCCAAGGGUGUGAUUGUCAUAAACUGUUUCGAAACUCGCAUCCAAACAAUCCAAGGCUGUGUAUACAGAAGUACAGCUCGAUCCCAUCUGUAUAGAGUAAUUUGACGGCGACAUCCAUUUAUAACACAACAAGCUUCAAGAAUAUUAUCGCUGGUAAAGGAGGUUUGGUUCCUAAAAAUUCAGAAUUUCGAAAGGUUUAGCAUUCAGAUGAUUGCAAAACAAUGUCAAAUCCACCUCCCAUUGUAUCCUAGUAGACAGAGCUGCCCUUUUUGAUUGUGCACUGUACCAACUGAUAUAGAUGAAGUUUGAUUAAAUCUGUUUUUUUUUCUUUCUAAAAUAGGCCUUGAAGCUUUCUGUGUUUCUUCCUUGAAUAUGAAUACUGGUAGUUAUGUAACAGUUAUAUCUUCUCUUUUUUGUUCAGUUUUCCGAUGUCAGUUGCAGCUCUUCUACUCUAGCUACCAACUGAGAUGUUCAUUAUGCCAAUUGUAUAAAAACAAUUUUAAGUGUGUAUCUUGAAAACAGUUUCAGUUUUA
Papaver somniferum (opium poppy) is the source of this 3706-nucleotide messenger RNA. Its product is annotated as golgin candidate 5-like. NCBI's taxonomy places the organism in Eukaryota, Viridiplantae, Streptophyta, Magnoliopsida, Ranunculales, Papaveraceae. The transcript is spliced from 20 exons. Bases 212 to 3169 code for a protein of 985 amino acids. The record is from RefSeq and is a predicted model, not a curated record.